Messenger RNA from Podarcis muralis (Common wall lizard), 521 nucleotides. The record is from RefSeq and is a predicted model, not a curated record. NCBI's taxonomy places the organism in Eukaryota, Metazoa, Chordata, Lepidosauria, Squamata, Lacertidae.
CACCGUCUCACUUUUCCCCUUUUCCACCGAAACAGGUCCGGAAGUAUCUGCUCCUCCUCGACAUACGGAAGGACCACGUCAAAUUCUGGCGGCCCCAAAUCCUCCUUAUGGUGGCCAACCCCCGGGGCAGCUCCCAGCUCAUGAAGUUUAUCAACCACCUCAAGAAAGGGGGCCUCUUUGUCCUGGGGCACGUGGAGAUCGGGGACCUUGACACGAUGCCCUCCGACCCCAUCCAAGCCCACUACAAUUUCUGGCUGAGCCUAGUGGACAAGCUGAGCAUCAAGGCAUUCGUGGACCUCACCCUCUCGCCUUCGGUCCGCCAAGGGACACAGCACCUCCUCCGGAUCACCGGCUUGGGAGGGAUGAAACCCAACACUUUGGUCCUCGGCUUCUACGACGACUGCGUCCCGGAGGAUUACUUCCUGCAAGACCCGGCCUUCAGCCAAGCGCGGGAGAACGACGAGUUCGGCGUGGACCUGCCGGCCCUCCAGGCCCACUUCCCACCGGUGAGGGAGGUAUGA